Molecule: messenger RNA, 2212 nt
Organism: Fopius arisanus
Lineage: Eukaryota; Metazoa; Arthropoda; Insecta; Hymenoptera; Braconidae
Exons: 6
Coding region: 343-1323 (326 amino acids)
Molecular function (GO): 8-oxo-dGDP phosphatase activity
Source: RefSeq, a predicted model, not a curated record
UAUUAAUAAAAAAAAACGAAACAAAACCGAGAAAACCAAUAGUGAGCGAAUAAUUGACGUUCUACUGUUUAUUUAUUUUAUCCGGUCACAUACACAAAGACUGAAGUGGAUUGAAGUGCGCAGGAACAUCCGCUGGUGUCAAAGCUCUUCCCCAAAGCGUACACGAUUAAUCGAAAAUUAAUCGAGCAAAAUCCCUGGGAUAAAACCAAAAUAACGAGUUAAAACAGGAUUCAACGAUCGUCUGAGGUUGAUGGGUGGUUUCUACGAUUAGGAAUUUUUUUAAAAUCAACUCCUCGAGGCGGUGAUUUGUGAAGCUGUGAAGGAAAAGCUGUGACGAGCAUCAUGGCGGAUACCGAAACACAACCAAUGUCACGAUUACUCAAAAUUGCCAACAAAUUCAACUGUUUUUACCUGUCAGGGUUUCAUGCAGGGAAAUGCAGGGCUUUCGUGGUGGAUGGACAACAGGUGGGACUCGUUAGAUCUGAUGUCAUGAAGGAAUUGGUGAACUAUCCACAAGUAUUUGAGAUUCAACCUGAUUGUGUCCAGCUGAAUCCAGCGUUUCGUGGUUAUGCUGAAAGGAGUGCACGUAUUGAUGAAGUCCUGAGGGAGUGGAAAGCUAGUGGUAAAUUUGUUACCCUCAGGGGCUGGAGGGAAGAGCGUUACGAAGUUCGUGCUCAAUUCAAUACUCCACCUCUGUUGGAAAUGGAUCGCUCCGCGACUAGCCUAUUUGGAAUAAGAAAAUACGGAGUAGACAUCAACGGGUACGUGAUGGAUCCAGUGAAGGGAUUAUCAAUCUGGCUCCAAAAACGUAGUCCCACUAAACAAACAUGGCCUGGCUACUGGGACAACAUGAUCAGUGGUGGAUUGAGCGUGGGUUUUGGUAUUAACGAGACAGCAAUCAAGGAGGCUGGUGAGGAGGGUAGCAUUCCAACGAAUUUACUUACCAAUCUCAAAAGUGCUGGCUGUGUUUCACUGUUCUUCGAGAGUGAGAGAGGCCUCUUUCCCAAUACAGAGUUCGUAUUCGAUCUGGAAUUGCCACCAAAUUUUGUGCCAAGCAAUAGUGAUGGCGAAGUGGAGAUGUUUGAGUUAUUGCCAGUUAAUGAAUGCAUCGAGAGGAUACUCUCACCCCAUUUUAAGACUACGUCGAUUCCAGUUGCACUUGAUUUUUUGAUCAGACAUGGGUACAUCACCCCGGAAAAUGAGCCAAAUUUUUUAGAAAUCGUGGAGCUUCUUCAUGUUCCUCUCCAAACAAUGUACAAUUACGUGCAACAAUCGAAGCCUAAUAAAAUAGCUGCCAAUGGUGAGACUAAUGCCAUUCUGUAAUGAGUCGAUGGAUACUAACGAAUGAAAAUACUAGACUCUAAUUUCCAGUGUUCGAGAGUUAUUAAUUGAAUUGAAUUUUCAAGCCAAUGAGUUAGAAUUGAAUAAUUUCCCAAUGAAUUCAUUGGGUUCACUGAUAUUCAUUUAAGUGGAGGAAUUUGAAAGAACAUGUGAUUCAAGUUUAAAUAGUUUUGUUUAAAUAGUUGAAAUGCGUUGGAGUGAGAGUUUUUCGUAUUUUUUGAGAUCAAUACUUCCAAUAACCCCAACAAACAGGUGGAAUUCAGGUUUAUUCAUAGAAAAAAAAAAUAAAGCCUGAUGUAUAGUUGAGUUAAGGUGGAAACAUUCCAAAAAUCAAACUCAAGUACUCCCUCUGUUUUUUUUUUCAUUCAUGUUUAAUGUGUCAAUGAGAAUAAUUGUUUUAUUUUCAAGCACAAAAACCAUUAUUCGUACUUAAUUUUCUACGUGACUGAGUAUUCUAUCGUUACGGUAUUAAUCUAUUGACUUAUUUAUUGUUAUAACGAUUAAAAAACAAUAGAAAAAAGGAUGACAAAUUUUUUAUUUUCAAUUUGCAGUAUUCGCUGAUGAAUAAAUGUAAUAAUUCUGAUCCCACGGUCUUAAGAGCUGUCACUGGUAAUUCUUUCGAUUAAAAUUAAAAUGGAAAUCAACGGAGUAGUUAUCACAAUUGUUACAUUUAUUUCCUAAAAAAACACGACGCAACGAAAUUGCUAUUGAAGCUCGUAAGGUGCUUAGCGUUUACAAUAUUGAAUAGAAGAAAAAAAUAUUGUAUCGAUUUAGUACUUUUGUAAGAUGACAAAGGGAUUCCCGAAUGUGUGCUAGUCAUCGUUUUUUUCAAAUAUUGUAUUUUAGCUGAUAAUUAAAAGGUAAGAACGAA